UGUGUACAUAAUAAUUUCUUCACUUAAUUAACUGAUAGCAGUGAGUAUAUUUAUUUUGAGUGCAGUAAGCCCCCAGACUGAGAGCCAGCUGUCAGUGAUGAAAAUUUAAGUAAGUUUGGCAAACACAAAUAUGAAAUUAACCGUUUUGUUUAUCGUGAUGCAGCUGCUGGCGCUGCUGGCCAUUCGGGCGAAUGACCUUCCGCAGGAACAGCAGGAGAUGGUAGUUGGCUUGCAGCAGCUGCAGGACGAGCUGGCGCAUCCUUGGGGCACCCCCUGCGUUCGGGAUUGCCUCGCGGAGAAGGGCAUCCUGGCGGAGCGACCCGGCGAAUGUCAGCAGGUCGAGCAGCAGUUCGACUGUACACUGUACUGCAUGUUUGAUGCCGAGUCGCCCUAUUAGGCCAUAAAGUGUGAGUGCAAUGCAGCAAGGAGUCCAGACAAGACGUGCAAACUUUCGAGACGAGCAUAAUAGAUGGCAGAGAUGAAUGCGGAGACAAGGCAGGAUGGAAUGCCACAGGGUGCCAAGGAGAAGGAGGAGGAGGAUGGAGCAGCAGCA
Messenger RNA from Drosophila subpulchrella, 553 nucleotides. RefSeq lists its product as uncharacterized. The record is from RefSeq and is a predicted model, not a curated record. Bases 131 to 397 code for a protein of 88 amino acids. Lineage: Eukaryota; Metazoa; Arthropoda; Insecta; Diptera; Drosophilidae. The transcript is spliced from 2 exons.